GAGGGAGAUGAUUUUCUUAAAGAGUCUUGAGUCCACAUCGCGUUAACUUUUCUCUAUGAUAAUUUUUUGCUUCUCCAUUUCGAGGUUAACAUUGAUCUUGCCACUUAAUUAUUUUAAAUGUUCGGUUAAUUGUUGCUCUUCACUUUUAAUUGUUACGAAUUUGUGUUAAUCAAUUGAUUAUGGAUCGUAGUCAAUUCUGUGAAUCGUUAUAAGAUCAUCAUCAAUCUUCAUUAUGAUGAAAUAUGAUUAAUAUCUUUUUCCCCUUUUCUUCUGUAAAUUGUUAUUUCUUCUCUAAUUUUCUCUUCUCAGAUAACAAUUAACACCAUAAUUAAAUCUUUAAUAACUUACAGUUUUAAUCAUCUCAGAUAUUCAAGGUAAAUUGUUCCAAUUGGAAAAUAAAACCAAACAAUUAACCAACUUUAUGACUGAUAAACUUUUAACUUUUCAUUGCGACAACAACAAUUCAUCGGGAUCAUCGUAUUCACUAAUUCAGGACUAAUUGUGUUUCUUUGUGAUUUACUAAUUGUGUUGCUCUUUUUUGGUGACAAUUAUAACCAGUGAUUGUUAUUUAGCCUAUGAAACGGACAAUCGAUACAUACAAUACAUAGAAAAUAAAAUGGCCUCUGAGACCGAAGAAAAAGACAUUGAGAAUAAGGUGGAUUCUAAAAAGUCGGGUCGUCCUUUGAGGGUCAAGUUCAUUCGUUAUGGGGCGAUCGCUGGGAUUCUCGGAACUCUAUUCGCUGCCCUUCAACCCUGGACCAUAGAAAAAGUCAUUAGUUCACAAAUUAAAAUCGACCCUUCGUUACCUGGUUAUAUGUUCUGGGAACGGGUUCCAUUGCCGAUCAUCACUAAAUUCAAUUUAUUUAACAUUGAAAAUCCUGAUCAAUUCUUGAAAGGAGGUAAAUUAAAAGUUCGCGAGGUUGGACCUUUCGUAUUAUCACAGGAAAGAUGGAAAGAGGUAAUUGAAUUCAGUGAUAAAACCGUCAAGUACUACGAAUGGCGUAAUUACACAAUUCUUUACGAACAAUCAAACGGGUCUUGGGAUCAAGAGAUCACAGUUCUUAAUCCAUUGGUCGCUUCGGUUGGUGCGAUUAUUGGAGAUAAAUUGGAACAGUUAAUUCCCGUUCCGUUGGCUGUCAGUCCUUUCGUCUAUUCAACUGUUUCCGCUCUUCUACUUGUCCAUAGUCAGAACUUUUUCCUCAAGACUACACCUCGAAAUCUAAUUAUUGGCCAACGAGUUAAUCUACUGGACACAGUGACCACUCUAAUUAAACCUCUUGAAUUGUUGGGUGUUAAGGCUUCUGACUUAAUUCCAACGGAAGAUUUACCCAAUAAUACAUUUGGACUAAUUAACGGUAAAAAUUUCACUCGAAUGGGACCUUGGGAGGUUUACACAGGUAUCGAUGUACCAAAGGAAAUGUAUGCAGCCGCAGUUGGAUUUAAAAACGAAAGGUUAAUGAAACGAUGGGCUGGACCUGAAUGUAAUACCCCCAAGGGGACUGACGGAAUUCAAUUUCAACCCUUAAUUAACAGGACAACUAAAUUAACUGUGUUCGCCGGUGAUAUUUACAGAUCGGUUGAUUUAACUUAUGCUGAAGAUGCUGAUUACUUCGGGAUUCCCGUUUACAAGUACGUUAUUGGACCUGAAGUAUUUGAUCCGCCGAGUGUUAAUCCCGACAAUGCUUGUUAUUGUGUCCAUACUGGUAAAAAGAAAUCACGAUGUGAACACACUGGUAUCCUCGAUUGUACCGGUGGGUUUUCUGGGUCACCUUUUAUUGUUACCAGGCCACAUUUUCUUGACGCAGAACCAGAAAUCCAGCGACAAGUUGAAGGUUUGUCGCCAGACCGAGAGAAACAUGAAUUUUACCUUCUCGUUAAGCCUGAUCUUGGGGUACCUCUUUCGGCUAAAGGUCGAUUACAGUUUAACCUUCGGGUUGAACGGGUUCCAUUUCUUCGGGGUUUUAGUAAUAUUCGUGAUACAAUUGUUCCCCUGGGGUGGAUUGAAGAAGGAGGUGAUCUAGACGGUGCUUUGUAUUAUCUACUCAAGGGAGGUCUUAUUGUCGCUCCAAUGGUCACCACAGCGGGUUUCUAUUCCGCUGCUAUCGGUGGUUGGGCGGCUUUUAUGGGCGGUCUUAUUUACCUUGUUGCUCGUAAGUCUGGUAAAGGUAAAGUUGGAAAUGCUGAUAAAUUGUUUGCACCUCGAAUGUCGCCAACAAAAGAGGAAUUAAUCAAAGAUUCUGGUAAAGUUGAUCAAACGAAAAUGUCUCUUAAUCAACAACAAUCAACUAUGAAUGGAGUUUUAGUUCCUCUUGAUUAUAAUCAAUCAUCGGGGAUGUUAAACAAUACGUUGACAUUGGUCAAUGGGUCAGGUUAUAUUCCGUCAAGAGGAACAGGUCCAAUUUCAAUCAUACCAGUAAACUCUCAAGAAAUGUACACACCAUCACCGGUAAUUCAAUUUUAUCGACUUCCACCUCAAAUGAAUCAAAGUGGACAAUUCGAUCAGCUUUUAUUGACCAUACCCAAUGGAAAUAUUGAUGCAGGAGGAGGAGGUGGUGGUGGAGGUGGAACAGUGCCCAAAAUAAUGUGGACUGAGAGACAAUCUAAGUCCGUAAAAGAAAGAACCGUAAAAGGCCGGGAAAAAAUGACUCGAGGCCGAAGUUUACCUCCUCGAGAAAAGGCCAAUCAACGAUCGAAGAGAAUUCAAGUGACCUCAAAGGAGACACAGGAUAGGUUUGUCCAGGACAACAAACGACCUUCACUAGGAGAUGCUAUUGCUCGUAGUGUUUCGGCCACUUUACCUGGAACAUUUACUGUGGGUUCUAAGAAGAAUAGCGAAAAUCGAUCAACUUACUCGGCAGUUUCACGAUAUCAAUCAAUUGACCCUCGUGAAUCUGAAGAUGAUGAAGAUGAAGUGACCCUUUUCGAAAGGAACUCAACAACAGAAUCAGAAGCAGCAACACCUCAAAGCGGUUAUGAUACUACUGAGGAGAAACAAGAAGUAAAAUCUUAUUCAGCAAAGAGAGUUAACAACUUACCGGAAGUCGAGACACCAGAACGACUGGGAAGUCCAUCAUUUUCCGAUGACUUUUCAAUUGGAUCACAAGCUUCUCGAACCUCUUCAGUUAAGAGUUUAAUUCAACCUCGAAACAACAAUAGACCAAGACGAGAACCAGAAGAGCCCAGAACAAAAUCAUCAUGUCUUAUAUCUUAACUCAAAGACGAUUUGAACUAAAAAAAUGUAGAAAAGAAAAUAUUAAUCUCUUAUUAAUUGAUUAAAUUGAGAAUCAACUAAA
This is a messenger RNA of Panonychus citri (citrus red mite), 3293 nucleotides long. Its product is annotated as lysosome membrane protein 2-like. NCBI's taxonomy places the organism in Eukaryota, Metazoa, Arthropoda, Arachnida, Trombidiformes, Tetranychidae. Bases 617 to 3211 code for a protein of 864 amino acids. Gene Ontology annotation, cellular component: membrane; cytoplasm. The record is from RefSeq and is a predicted model, not a curated record. Gene Ontology annotation, molecular function: scavenger receptor activity. The transcript is spliced from 7 exons.